Messenger RNA from Cuculus canorus (common cuckoo), 1721 nucleotides. RefSeq names its product protein phosphatase 2 regulatory subunit Bbeta (gene PPP2R2B). Gene Ontology annotation, biological process: peptidyl-serine dephosphorylation. Gene Ontology annotation, cellular component: protein phosphatase type 2A complex; cytosol. The transcript has 9 exons. The coding region runs from base 150 to 1481 and encodes 443 amino acids. The record is from RefSeq and is a predicted model, not a curated record. Lineage: Eukaryota; Metazoa; Chordata; Aves; Cuculiformes; Cuculidae. Gene Ontology annotation, molecular function: protein binding; protein phosphatase regulator activity.
CGCUCCGACGCAGCCCGUGUGGGCGGAGCCCCGCGCCACCGCCCCCGCCCCUCCCGCAUUUCGCGGCCGCCGCCGCGGAGCCGGGCGCGGGGGGAGGAUGGAUCCGUGGUUGUGGUUGUUGACGCCCCGCGCCCGCCAGUCCGGCGUCAAUGGAGGAGGACGCUGAGACCCGCAAGAUCAGCGGCAGUUUCCUGCGAGACCACAGCUAUGCCACGGAAGCUGACAUCAUCUCUACAGUAGAGUUCAACCACACCGGAGAAUUACUGGCAACAGGGGACAAGGGGGGCCGUGUUGUAAUAUUUCAGCGUGAGCAGGAGAGCAAAAACCAGCCCCAUCGCCGAGGAGAGUACAAUGUCUACAGCACCUUCCAGAGCCAUGAGCCGGAGUUCGAUUACCUGAAGAGUCUGGAGAUAGAGGAGAAGAUCAAUAAGAUCCGAUGGCUCCCGCAGCAGAAUGCAGCCUAUUUUCUGCUCUCCACCAACGAUAAGACAGUGAAGCUAUGGAAGGUCAGCGAGCGGGACAAGAGGCCGGAGGGAUACAACCUCAAGGAUGAGGACGGCCGUCUCCGAGACCCCUCCAUGAUCACAGUGCUACGGGUACCUGUGCUCCGGCCCAUGGACCUGAUGGUGGAGGCCACCCCCCGGAGAGUGUUUGCCAAUGCUCACACCUACCACAUCAACUCCAUCUCCGUCAAUAGCGACUAUGAGACCUACAUGUCAGCUGAUGACCUGAGGAUAAACUUGUGGAACUUUGAAAUCACAAAUCAAAGUUUUAACAUCGUGGACAUCAAGCCGGCCAACAUGGAGGAGCUGACAGAGGUGAUCACAGCCGCUGAGUUCCACCCACACCACUGUAACACCUUUGUCUACAGCAGCAGCAAAGGCACCAUCCGGCUGUGCGACAUGCGCACCUCCGCCCUCUGUGACCACCACGCCAAGUUUUUUGAAGAGCCCGAAGACCCAAGUAAUCGAUCGUUUUUUUCUGAGAUCAUCUCCUCAAUCUCUGAUGUCAAAUUCAGCCACAGUGGGCGAUACAUCAUGACCCGAGACUAUCUCACCGUGAAGGUGUGGGACCUGAACAUGGAGAACCGUCCCAUUGAGACCUAUCAGGUUCACGACUACCUGCGGAGCAAGCUCUGCUCGCUGUAUGAGAAUGACUGCAUCUUUGACAAGUUCGAGUGUGUCUGGAAUGGGUCUGACAGCGUCAUCAUGACCGGCUCCUACAACAACUUCUUCCGCAUGUUUGACCGCAACACCAAGCGUGAUGUGACGCUGGAGGCCUCGCGGGAGAACAGCAAACCCCGCGCCAUCCUCAAGCCCCGCAAGGUCUGUGUGGGUGGCAAGCGGAGGAAAGACGAAAUUAGUGUGGACAGUCUGGACUUUAGCAAAAAGAUCCUGCAUACAGCUUGGCAUCCCUCGGAGAACAUCAUUGCCGUGGCAGCAACAAACAACUUGUAUAUAUUCCAGGACAAGGUUAACUAGGACAGCUGUUCUUUAGGAAUCUCAUGUACUGAAUACUAGUAAACACAGGAUUUCAAAUGGUUUGUUUGUUUGUUUGUUUGUUUGUUUGUUUGUUUCUUUCUUUCUUUCUUUCUUUCUUUCUUUCAUUCUUCUUUUCUUUGUUUUCCCUUUUCCUCUUCCUUGGCUCAGUUGUUGCUCUGCAGGUAGCGGCUCUGCAGAGGCGAAAGCCCUGCAACCUCGGCAGAUCCAGAUUUCGCUUUA